UUCCAACACUGGAACAAGUUGCUCAGAGAAGUUGUGGAAUCUCUGUCCUUGGACAUACUUCAAACCUAACUAAACACAGUUCUGGACAACCCAUUCUAGGUGACCUCGUGCUGAGGAAGCAAGGUUGGACUAGAGGCUUCCUGAGGUCCUUUCCAACCUCAAUUAUUAUGUGAAUCCAUGAAAAAGUAUACAUACAUACAAUUUUUAAAGGAUCUAUGAGAGAGAUUAAGUGAAAGUUGGCUUUGUUGAUUAUAAGGGUUACAUGUCACAGUUCAACGGUUACAGAAAUAACUACAUAGGUGAAUGCCAGACAUACAUUACAGAACAAAAAGGGUUUAUGACAGUUAAGAGUUUUAAUUAUUAGCAUUUAUUUGCAUAACUUCACAUGUGAUCACUUUGCAGUUAUACAAUGAGAAGGCAUUUAAAAUACUAUUUAUAUGUAAUUGUGGAGUACAGAACUGGUUUUGUUCCCCCUAAAAAUCCCCUAAUUUUUUUUGCACAAUCCCACAAUCCCCCUCAAAAAAAUCUCAUAAACUUACUCUUUCCUAUAAGACCCAUUGUGGUAAGAAAAAUAAAACAGGAUUAUCACACAUCAUCAAAGAAUCUGGCUAAACCUCUUCAAGGUCAUAUUUCAGUGGUUCCUGUAAUAGUUCUCCUGAUUUAAGAUUUCUGGUCUUUGUUACUGACUCUUCUAACUUGUUUAUCAGGGUUUGCCUAUCUAAAUGUUUAAUUUAUUGCAUCUCCUGUUUUUUGGUUUUUUUUUUUUUUUUAACGUUGAAGAAGCACUAGUCAGAUAGCCUUACAAAUAGCCUUACAGUGGUACCUAUUUUUCUCUAGUUUCAAAUUUUGAGUGAUUUAUUCAGUAAAAAAAAAAAAAAAAAAAAAGUGCUUUGCCUUAAUGCUUAAUCAUUAGGCUUCCUAGGGGAAACGAGCUCCAAAAUUCAGUCCUUUAUUUAAACUGUUUUCUUUUGCAGGUAUUUAUUGGCCACUUCCUUUAUGAGAAAGAUUAUUUAUAUGAAUGAUGCUGAAAAAAAAUACAUAUUUAGAACACCUGAACACUCUGAAACUGUGAUUCUGCAGUCACUUAAAGGUAACCUAGCUGAAGGCUACCACUGAAACGUACGUAAUCUCUGGUGUCUUCAAAUCCUCCUCCAAGCAGGAUCAUAUAUACAGCUACGACACCUGCCUUUCCAAAGUAUUACAGUCUUGCAGUCCAGAAAAGAUUAGGAAAUAAUAGUAUAUUCAGACAACCUUCUGCUGAAUAGCUGUUCAUGUUUAUCCUCAUUUCUGGCAAAACAAACCCUGAGGAUGGAGUAGGAUCUGCUCUAGGUUUCAUUUAGCACUAAGAAUUCCGAGCCAUCACUUACUCUCUCCAUAGCACACAUGAAGCUCUCAGACAGCUGGAAUAACAUAAGUCUAUUGUCACUCUACAUCUUAGCGUCCUUCAUUCUGACCAUCUACCCCAUCCUUAUUAAUUGUUUUUCUCGUAAUACUAUUUUUUGUACUUCAAUCAUGUACAGCCAAUCAUGACCUUUCCCUUUAGACCCCACUUAUCCUGGAUAAGUUUAACUCCUACCAUCUAUGUCCGUAAUAAGGUUUAGAUCCCUAUUCAUUUUUACUGUCUUCUCUAGUUACCUAGUUUAGCUAUCCUUUUCUGUGCCUACAGGUUCAGAAUGCCCUGUAAGAAUCCAGAUGUGGCUGUCUCAACUGAGGAAGUAUAUAUAUAUUGAAAAAUGUGUGUGUGUAUGUAUGUAUAUAAAUCAAAAAAGACUCCUACCCCUCAUAUAUCUGAGCAUGUUAGGCUGUGGAUUGCCAACAGCAAGAGUUGCCUUUUGGCUCCCACCAUCAGAUCAAAAUCAUAGUGGUCAAAUCAGACAAGUUACUAACCUGGUAUUGAAGGAAACAGACAACCCCGCACCCCAGCUCUUCCCCAGUGCUAGUUCACAACUGCACUCUCAGUGCUAGCCCAGAUCACUCCCACAGCCCUGAUCUACCCAUAUUUGCAGCAGGGAACUUUCCAUGAAGCUCUGGAGAAACUGCAGCUGAAGCAGCUGCACACUUGGGGCAAGAGAAUGCAGACCACCCCACCCCACAUGCUUACACUGCACCAGGAAGUCAGGCAGCAAAAAGGGAAGUAUGGCUUUCAAAAUACAGCCCUGCAUGCACACUGUCUGCACUGGAAGACUGACAGCAAGCAACAAAAAAGCACGGACCUAAAAUCCUGACCAGUUCUGCUGAUAGUCAUGAUGUGAUGCUAGGCACAGUAAUAGGCUGCUGGAAUAGCGGAGUCCUUACUCUUUGGAGGAAAGUUAGCAACUUUCCCAUUAUGAGUGGCAAUAAUAAAAUCCACCCCUUCCUCCCUCACGACAGUGUAACAUGGGCAAGCUCUGUACUGGCAAAAAGGCUUUUUGAACUGUCCAGUUGUCCCCACGCACCACAUACAGUUUCUCUUGAAAGACCGGUAAGGUCCAAGGAAGCCCCACAGCUACCUGGAAAAACAGAGCAAAAGAAAACAAAAGAUUGGGUAAUUUAAGAUUCAUUUUGCCUGUGGCACAUACUCCCUGUCUUUUUAUCCACUUUGUAAUGCUUCAUGUUUCCUCUAUUCUGCUGUAGGCUACCUAAAAAGACACUUGGGGAACCAAUCAAGUAAUUUAAGUCCUGAGCAGACCAGAGUAUUUAGCUGGAAGCAAGUGGAGAUGAGUCAGACUUAGAUUGUAAAGUAAAGACACAACGAGACAUCUAGUCUGACCAAUUCUGCAACACUAGCCACAUCCCAAACACUCUGCAUCAAACCUGUAACUUUCACCAUCAAAGGAGGACUCUAAUGAUGAAAAGGCCACCAUAUCUCUAUUUAAAUUGCUUUCUUGGUUAAUUAUGUUAUCCCUAAUAUAAUUCACUUCAAACAAUUCACUACCUUCCACAAAAAUUAGCUCCCACCACAACCCCUGCCUUUGAUAAAAGGAAAGUUCCUUCUGCUCUAAUACAUUUUACACCUUGUUUACUCCUGACCUGUUCUUGAGGAAGACGCUUGGAAUUUUCCACUUGUGAUGAAAUACUGCUGUAAGCUUAGUUUCUGGCUGCAGAAGAUGACUGCGUUGAGAUUCAAGAUUUAACAUAUUAAACAUGUAGUAUGUAUUUAUGUUAAUAAAAGCAUUACAUUAAUAAUACUGUACAAAGAUACCAUUAAAUUACAUAUUUAGUCUUUACAGACUAAACAUUUUUUUGGUUAAUUAUUGAGCCAUCACUACAUAUUUAACUAGCUAUAAGCUAUCCACAGCAUGCUUAGCUUUAUAAUCUACUGGAAAUAGUAUUUAAAUUCAGCGCUAAUCAAAGUCCACCUGUUAGCACAGACCUUUUGAUCAGCAGCAUGGAACUGAACCAGAGCCUUCUAUGAACAAGGGAAGGAUGGCUACUAACUUCAGCACUGCAAGAUCAAAGCCAACGGUGCUAAACAUCAAAUACAGCUUCCUAAAAGCCAGAAGGGCACAUAGCUUUCCUGUCCCAACUGUAUAUGGUAAUAUUUAUGUCAGCGAUGACCAACAAAUUCCUAGACUAAUUCCUCAGUUUUUAUUCAGACACUAGAAGCUUUGUCAAUAUAAAGGACAGUUUUAUUAUACUGAUACAUACAGUUCGGGCUCCCAAGUUACAUAUAAAGAUAGCUAGAGAAAGCAAAUGCAUACAUAUCAGAGGGGUACGUUAAAAAAAAAAAUUUCUUUAGAAAACUGGGCAAUGUAGUAGGGAACUUACUCACCCCUGUAAGGACAUAAUAGUUCUUCUUCCUGCAGUUCACACCUCAUUGUGACAAGCUGCUAAUGCACCAAAUACACGUUUAAAAAUCAGUUAAGAGACAUCUGUUGUAUGAUACUUAACAGCAAUUUUUUCUGAGUGAAGAUGAGUAAAAAUGCACGUGAAAUAAAACACCACCAAAACCAGAAAAUUAAAAGGAGAUUGCUAAAACCCAGCUUAUUAGAUAACGCCACAACUUUGAAAGCGGGCAGUGCUGAUUAAAAGGUUGCCUGGGUUAAGAGAGAAGUGAAGGGAAGCAAUGUAUAUUAAAUAGAGAAAGGUAAAACUGGCAUUGAUUGAACACUGACGAGUCAUAUGCAAAACCGAUAAACCCGGCAAGUAAUACCAACACCGAAGCGUACGGAUUUGCUGCUGUCCUGGAAGGGACCGCAGCCACCACGUUACUCAGCCACGCUCCUGCAUCAAGCCGCCGCCAACGCGCCCUCAGAGUAGCUCGGGCCAGGGUAUCCCUCACGGCGCCGUCCGGCCAGGUCGGCCACGCCCGGUGACUCGUCUAGCAACCCGGCGCCCGCCCAAACGUGGCCCCGUUCUCCUCCGCGCCCGGUGAGAAUCCGCCGAUCUCCUCCGCGCCCGGUGAGAAUCCGCCGAUCUCCUCCGCGCCCGGUGAGAAUCCGCCGAUCUCCUCCGCGCCCGGUGAGAAUCCGCCGAUCUCCUCCGCGCCCGGUGAGAAUCCGCCGAUCUCCUCCGCGCCCGGUGAGAAUCCGCCGAUCUCCUCCGCGCCCGGUGACAAUCCGCCGAUCUCCUCCGCGCCCGGUGACAAUCCGCCGAUCUCCUCCGCGCCCGGUGACAAUCCGCCGCCGCCCCUCCCUCAGGCCGAGCCGCGGGCCCCGGGCCUCGCGAGAGCCGCCCGCCGGCCUGCCCCUUCCCGACGGCUCUUGCGCACCUCCCAGCAGACCGCGCGGCGCCGCGCGGCAGGAUGAUCCACGAGCUGCUGCUGGCGCUGAGCGGAUACCCGGGGGCGGCCUUCACCUGGAGCAAGCGCGGCGGCCUGCAGGUGUCUCAGGAGCUGCCGUUCCUGCACCCCAGCGAGACCAGCGUCCUGAACCGGCUCUGCCGCCUCGGCACCGACUACAUCCGCUUCGCCGAAUUCGUGGAGCAGUACACGGGACACGUACAGCAGCAGGACCAUCAUCCAUCUCAGCAAAACCAGAGUGGAUUACAUGGCAUUUAUUUGCGAGCCUUCUGCACAGGUCUUGAUUCAGUGCUGCAGCCGUAUCGACAAGCACUACUUGACCUAGAACAAGAGUUUCUGGCCGACCCACAUCUUUCCAUCUCACAUGUUAAUUAUUCCUUGGACCAGUUUCAGUUACUAUUCCCCUCUGUGAUGGUCAUGGUGGAACAGAUCAAGACUCAGAAGAUUCAUGGAUGUCAGAUACUGGAGACAGUCCACAAACAUAGCUGUGGGGGGUUGCCUCCUGUUCGCAGUGCUCUUGAAAAGAUUCUGGCUGUGUGUCAUGGAGUCAUGUAUAAGCAGCUCUCUGCCUGGAUGCUGCACGGAUUGCUACUAGACCAACAUGAAGAGUUCUUCAUCAAACAGGGCCCCUCUUCUGGGAAUGUCCCUAGCCAACCUGAAGAAGAUGAUGACGACUUGGGAAUCGGGGGACUUACAGGAAAACAGCUACGAGAACUGCAGGACCUGCGCUUGAUUGAGGAGGAGAACAUGCUAGCUCCAUCUCUAAAACAGUUUUCUCUGCGAGUAGAAAUGCUGCCUUCAUAUAUUCCCGUGCGGGUUGCUGAGAAAAUCCUCUUUGUGGGAGAAUCUGUACAAAUGUUUGAGAAUCAAAAUGUUAACCUGACCAGAAAAGGCUCCAUCCUAAAAAACCAGGAGGACACUUUUGCAGCAGAGCUACAUCGACUCAAGCAGCAACCGCUCUUUAGUUUGGUGGACUUCGAAUCGGUGGUUGACUGGAUACGGAGCACUGUUGCUGAGCAUCUUUGGAAACUGAUGGUGGAGGAAUCAGAUUUACUAGGACAACUGAAGAUUAUAAAAGACUUUUACCUUUUGGGAAGAGGUGAGCUGUUUCAGGCCUUCAUUGACACUGCACAGCAAAUGUUAAAAACACCACCUACAGCUGUAACUGAACAUGAUGUCAACGUUGCAUUUCAGCAGUCUGCUCAUAAGGUACUGUUAGAUGAUGACAACCUUCUUCCUCUGCUUCACUUAACCAUUGAGUAUCAUGGAAAGGAGCAUAAAGAUACUUCUCAGACUCGUGAAGGGCCUUCCCGGGAGUUAUCUCCACGUGAAGCCCCCACAUCUGGAUGGGCAGCUCUGGGCCUGUCUUACAAAGUUCAAUGGCCAUUGCACAUUCUCUUUACUCCUGCUGUUCUGGAGAAGUACAAUGUUGUGUUCAAAUACUUGCUGAGUGUGCGGCGAGUCCAGGCUGAGCUACAACACUGCUGGGCUCUCCAGAUGCAACGCAAACACCUGAAAUCUAAUAGAACUGAUGCCAUCAAGUGGCGUCUGAGGGAUCACAUGGCUUUCCUUGUGGACAAUCUUCAGUAUUAUCUGCAGGUAGAUGUACUGGAAUCUCAGUUCUCACAGCUUCUGCAACAGAUAAAUGCCACGCGAGAUUUUGAGAGUAUACGACUGGCUCAUGAUCAUUUCUUAAGUAAUCUGUUGGCUCAGUCUUUCAUCCUCCUAAAACCUGUUUUUCACUGCUUAAAUGAAAUUCUGGAUCUUUGUCACAGUUUUUGUUCUCUGGUCAGUCAGAAUCUCGGCCCGUUAGAUGAACGGGGAGCUGCACAACUCAGUAUUUUGGUGAAGGGAUUCAGUCGUCAGUCGUCACUUCUCUUCAAGAUCCUCUCUAGUGUUCGCAACCAUCAGAUAAACUCUGACUUAGCUCAACUGCUGCUGCGCUUGGAUUAUAACAAAUACUACACCCAGGCUGGAGGAACCUUGGGCAGUUUUGGAGUUUAAGCACUAAGACCUUUUCUGCAAGCUGUGACCAACGACACCUCAAGCAGUGGAGACUGGCGCUCCUGGGAAGUCUGCACUCAACUGAAUUUUUCUUGGUAGCUGGCUCUUGCCUGGUGAACCACUGUUUCAGAAGGAAGUGGAAGGAAGUGCCACUUACAUGAGGCUGCCCAGUGACUGCAGAAAGCUACUCCAUUUUUUCUGAACUAGUAAAAACAUGCUUUCUGCAGCUCUGCCUAUACUUAUAAGUGAUUCUAGGGAGGCAGUCUGCCUCUUAAGCGAAAGAGCAGCAAGAAUUAUGUCAUCUCGACUCUUCGGCUGGACUGUGAUCCUUUGCAAGUUGGGAGUAUGGAGAAAGUCUAUUGUUCUUGACUAUGAAUGAAGUUUCGACUGUAUUCAGAAGUUCCACUUGUGCCGUAAACUGAUUUACCGUACACAAUGUCUCCUAAUGAAAUACGUACCUCCAGGUAAAUGAAACAACUGCACUGGCAGAGGUGAAGGCAGAGGGAAGGAGAAGGACAUAAGAUUUAAGAAUCUCCUCAUACAGUGCACUCUUCUAGCCUAUCAGUAUAGGUAGAGCCACCGCUAGUGAUGUCACACGCCUCCUCUAUAUCUUAAUAAAUUUUGUGUGCGCUAAAAUUACACAUGGACACGAGUUGCAGCUUUGCCCUAUUUAAAGUACAAAGCUCCUGCUGCUGGCAGGAGAGGGUGCUAGAGUUAAAGCUAAGGAGAGACUUAACUAUGCUACCAGCUCUGAAUGCACUGUUUUCAUUCACAACUAUUUGGAAUGCUACUAGUGACUAUCCUACUGAACCAAAAUAAAACCAUCUCGUCAUGCAA
Messenger RNA from Tyto alba (common barn owl), 7561 nucleotides. It is a transcript of the gene TUBGCP4, whose product is annotated as tubulin gamma complex associated protein 4. The record is from RefSeq and is a predicted model, not a curated record. Gene Ontology annotation, cellular component: equatorial microtubule organizing center; centrosome; spindle pole. NCBI's taxonomy places the organism in Eukaryota, Metazoa, Chordata, Aves, Strigiformes, Tytonidae. Gene Ontology annotation, biological process: mitotic cell cycle; microtubule nucleation; meiotic cell cycle. Bases 4724 to 6724 code for a protein of 666 amino acids. The transcript is spliced from 18 exons. Gene Ontology annotation, molecular function: microtubule minus-end binding; gamma-tubulin binding.